This is a messenger RNA of Lucilia cuprina (Australian sheep blowfly), 1924 nucleotides long. RefSeq names its product amidophosphoribosyltransferase. Gene Ontology annotation, molecular function: amidophosphoribosyltransferase activity. The transcript is spliced from 6 exons. Bases 144 to 1772 code for a protein of 542 amino acids. The record is from RefSeq and is a predicted model, not a curated record. Gene Ontology annotation, biological process: purine nucleotide biosynthetic process; purine nucleobase biosynthetic process. Lineage: Eukaryota; Metazoa; Arthropoda; Insecta; Diptera; Calliphoridae.
AAAUAUUAACAGUUUGAAAGAAGUAUUCAAAAGAUUAAGACGUGCUAAAAAGAUUAUUUUAAAAAAUAAAUUAUUUAAUUUAAUAAUAUUUAAAUAAUAAGGUGUUUGUGUUUUAUAAAUUUUUAAAUUUAUUAAAUAAAAAUAUGAAUUCUAAUAUUACUUCAAGUGUGGAAAUUACUGCUGAUUCUACAACAGCAAAUUGUUGUGGUGACAAAAGUUUGUGCUCAAAAUCCUUUCCUGAGAAAAAAUAUAAAGAAGUUCAACCAAAGGGGAAAGAAGUUUCUGGACUUACAUGUGAAUGUGGUGUAUUUGCGGCGAUUGCUUGUGGUGAUUGGCCAACACAGAUUGAUAUCGCCCAAGUCAUCUGUUUGGGUUUAGUUGCCUUGCAACAUCGUGGUCAAGAAUCGGCCGGUAUGGCCACCAGUGAUGGUAAAUCAUCGAAAAAAUUCAAUGUACAUAAGGGCAUGGGCAUGAUUAAUAACUUGUUCAAUGAUGACUCCAUUAAAAGAUUAAAGGGAAAUUUGGGUAUUGGUCAUACGCGUUAUUCCACUGCAGCGGCUUCUGAAAUGGUUAAUUGUCAACCAUUUGUGGUACACACUUCACAUGGUGCCUUGGCUAUAGCUCACAAUGGAGAAUUGGUGAAUUGUGAACAGUUGAGAAGAGAGGUUUUGGAUCGUGGUGUUGGUUUAUCUACCCACAGUGACAGUGAAUUGAUCGCUCAGUCUUUGUGCUGUGCCCCUGAAGAUGUUUCCGAACAUGAUGGCCCUAAUUGGCCAGCUCGUAUACGCCACUUUAUGACUUUGGCACCCUUGUCCUAUUCUUUGGUUGUCAUGCACAAAGAUAAAAUUUAUGCAGUACGUGAUUCCUAUGGCAAUCGUCCUUUGUGUAUUGGUAAAAUUGUACCCAUUACUUUGGGUGCUGGUAAUGUUGAUGAUUGCCCGGCAGAAGGUUGGGUAGUUUCCAGUGAAAGUUGUGGUUUUCUUUCCAUUGGUGCACGUUAUGUACGCGAGGUAGAGCCUGGUGAGAUUGUAGAAUUAACCCGCAAUGGUUUUCGCACAGUGGACAUUGUUGAAAGGCCCGAUUAUAAACGCAUGGCUUUUUGUAUUUUCGAAUAUGUGUAUUUUGCUCGUAGCGAUUCUACAUUCGAGGGUCAAAUGGUUUAUUCGGUUAGAUUGCAAUGUGGUCGUGAAUUGUUUAGAGAAUCUCCAGUGGCGGCUGAUAUUGUUAGUUCUGUGCCGGAAUCUGGUACAGCAGCAGCUCAUGGUUAUGCCAGAGAAUCUGGUUUGCCUUUUGCCGAAGUUCUUUGCAAGAAUCGUUAUGUAGGUCGUACCUUUAUUCAACCUUCUACCCGUUUGCGUCAAUUGGGUGUGGCAAAGAAAUUUGGUGCUUUAUCGGAAAAUUGUGAGGGUAAACGUGUGGUUCUUAUUGAUGAUUCUAUAGUGCGUGGAAAUACUAUUGGUCCCAUUAUCAAAUUACUAAAGGAUGCUGGAGCCGUAGAGGUACACAUUAGAAUCGCUAGUCCUCCCUUGUUAUAUCCCUGUUAUAUGGGUAUUAAUAUUCCUACCCGAGAAGAACUGAUAGCCAAUAAGCUGAAUCCCAACGAAUUGGCCAAAUAUGUGGGCGCCGAUAGUUUGGCCUACUUAAGUGUGGAAGGUUUAGUUCGAGCUGUACAAUAUCGUAAGGCUUCUACAAAUCCCCUUAAAUCUGGCUACUGUACUGCUUGUUUGACUGGAGAGUACCCGGGCGGACUGCCAGAAGAACUGAGUUGGUAGUUCUAGCCCUUAGGACCUAAAAAGUUAUAAACCUUAAUAGCUUAACUGUAGCUUUAUAAUACUAAAAUAAGUUUAAUUUAAUUUCUUUUUUUUUUGUAAAUGUAUUAUUAAAAAUAUGCAUAAACCACACAUACAAAUAAACAUAAUGUUUC